This is a messenger RNA of Blepharisma stoltei, 915 nucleotides long. The record is from the annotation of a GenBank genome assembly. Lineage: Eukaryota; Ciliophora; Heterotrichea; Heterotrichida; Blepharismidae.
AUGAAGCAUCGAAGAUCGUCAUCAUCAAUGUGCGCCUCAGUGAUUAAUUUUGAAAAAAGUGAUCCGCAGCUUUCUCAAAUGAAUCAAGAAAUAAAAAAAUUAACUUCAGAUCUAAUCCAAGCUAAAGAUAGAAAUCGGAAAUUAAAAAUUGAGCAAGAGUGCAAAGAAAAAUUAACUCCAAGGGCAAAAUCAAGAGCAAAUUCUCAAGCUUCUAUAAGCCCAAGUAUGACGCCAAAAACUUAUUACUCAUCUUCUGAAACUCCAAGGUUUGUUAGUAGAAAAAUUAAUGAGCUAAAAGAGAAAAACCAAAAAUUAUGACUUUUAUUAAGAGAAUCUGAAGAAAAUAGGGACCAACUUAGACAGCACUAUGAGGCAAUUUCUUCUAUUAAUAUUAAAGAAGAAAUAAAAGACUUAGAAAAUGACUUAAAAAAGAAGAAUCAAGAAACUGAAAAUUUAAAAGAAAAGCUUGAAAAUAUGAAGAAUGUUAAGGAAAGCAUAAAAUAUUUAGAUGAGUUAAAAGAGACAAUCAAUAUGCUCAAAAGUGAAAGAUGUAUAGAAAGUGAUUUGAUAAAAGAGUUAGAAUGAAAAAUAGAAAAUAAUACAGAGAAUAGAGUUGAUGAUUUCAGCGGGCAAAUUUCGGAAAAAAUCCAGACACUAAAAGAAAAAGAAAAAGAGAGGAUUAGGUGAUCAUUUAAAUUUAAGAAGGCUAAACUUGUGCUUUUCAAACUUAAAGAUGAGUUGCAGAGAAAACAAUCAAAAUCUUUAUUAGUAGAUCACAAUAAUUCAGAAUUUCCGAUAAAAGAACUCCUUAAUAAAUAUAAAAAAGAAAUAGAAAGCAGGAGACUUGCAAAUGGAUUUAAAAACAAAGUGCACUUUAGAACUAGUUCAAAUAUAAUACCAACUUUUUAUUCAUAA